ACAGGCUCAGGGCCGGCCUUUCUCGAGGGGAGCUGGAGAACGGUGUCGCUCACGCUAUGACGCGAAAAGAAGCGCGACUAUAAGGAUCGGAAGGCGGCAAAGGCUGAAGGACGCAGUCUGUGUCCCUGUGUUUGGGGAACUGAACCGAGAGAAAAAUUUUGAAAAGAUUUAUGAAAAGUGAACAGGAAAGAGCUCUAAGAAAAAACAGAAAGGCAGUGAAUGAAAAUUCUUGAUUAUGGAAAAUGUCUGGAAUGGAAACUGAAAACGGAAGUCAAGACAAAGCAAUGGAACAGGAAAACACUGAAAAGAAAAAAGAUGUAGAAAAAAAGAAACGGUCUCGAGUUAAACAAGUGCUUGCCGAUAUUGCUAAGCAAGUGGACUUUUGGUUUGGAGACGCCAAUCUUCACAAGGAUAGAUUUCUGCGAGAGCAGAUAGAAAAAUCUAGAGAUGGAUAUGUUGAUAUAUCACUUCUUGUGUCAUUUAACAAAAUGAAGAAAUUGACCACUGAUGGAAAAUUAAUUGCCAGGGCAUUGAAAAGCUCAGCUGUUGUAGAGCUGGAUUUAGAAGGCACCAGGAUCAGGAGAAAAAAGCCCCUAGGUGAAAGGCCAAAAGAUGAAGAUGAACGGACAGUCUAUGUGGAAUUACUUCCCAAAAAUGUUAAUCACAGCUGGAUCGAAAGAGUAUUUGGUAAAUGUGGCAAUGUUGUUUAUAUAAGCAUACCGCAUUAUAAGUCUACUGGAGACCCAAAGGGAUUUGCCUUUGUGGAAUUUGAAACAAAGGAACAAGCAGCAAAAGCUAUUGAGUUUCUUAACAACCCACCAGAAGAAGCACCAAGAAAACCUGGGAUAUUUCCUAAGACGGUGAAAAAUAAACCCAUUCCAGCUCUAAGAGUACCUGAGAAGAAAAAGAAAAAAAAGAAGAAAGGCCGAGUGAAGAAGGAAGACAGUGUCCAGGCCAAAGAGGCAAAUACGGACACAAGCAAUGAAAAUGUCUGUAAGCUGAAAAGGUCCAGGACGACAUCUGAGGGGUCUGAUGUAGAAAUACCUGAAGCUCAAAAGCCCCCCGCAAAGAAAAAGAAAAAACGGGAAAAAGCUGAAGCAUCCAACUUACCUGAAGUCAGAACUGGGAAGAGGAAAAGGAGCGCCUCCGCAAAUACCGAAUGCCUAGCUCCCAGAUCUAAAGUAAAAAAGACGGCUCAAAAAGAAAACAUUAAAAAAGAAGUAAAAGAAGUUUCCAAAGAAAACAAAGAUUUGGAAGUCUCUACAGAAGAGGAAAAGGAUACCGGAGAUAUCAAAGAUGGAUCUCUCUUAAAAACAAAAAGAAAACAUAAGAAAAAACAUAAAGAGAGACAUAAAAUGGGAGAAGAGGUUAUACCAUUAAGAGUAUUAUCAAAGAAUGAAUGGAUGGAUUUGAAAAAGGAGUAUUUAGCUCUGCAAAAAGCAAGCAUGGCUUCUUUAAAAAAAACAAUAUCCCAAAUAAAAUCAGAGUCAGAAAUGGAAACAGACCAUGGCGAACCUAAUAAGUCUGGAAUGAAAAAUGAAAAAACCAACAGUGAAGAAUGUCGCCCCCAGGAGGUUAAUGCGAUGGGACCACAGUUUGUGAGUGGAGUGAUUGUGAAGAUCAUUAGCACAGAGCCCCUACCUGGCAGGAAACAAGUCCGGGAUACUUUGGCAGCGAUCUCAGAAGUUGUUUAUGUUGAUUUGCUAGAAGGAGAUACAGAAUGCCAUGUAAGAUUUAAGACUCCUGAGGAUGCUCAAGCAGUUAUAAAUGCCUGUACAGAAAUCAAAAAGAAGCACAGCUGGAAACUCGAGGUCCUUUCUGGUGAUCAUGAACAGAGAUAUUGGCAGAAGAUUUUGGUAGACAGACAAGCCAAACUUAAUCAGCCUCGGGAAAAGAAAAGAGGCACUGAGAAGUUAAUUACCAAAGCUGAAAAGAUUAGACUGGCAAAGACUCAACAAGCAAGUAAACACAUUAGAUUUUCUGAAUAUGACUGAAAAAAAAAACAUGGCUUAACUCUGAAUAUUUCACUGGAUACUUGAGCUGUUAGAAAAUAAAUUUUUACUAUGGUAAUAGUCCAUAAUGAAUGUUGUUCUAAAACCUACAUAUAAUGAAAACUAUAUCUUUGUUCGUCAACUUGUAAGACUUUUUUCUAGAAACAAGUACAUUGUAUACCACAAUCUUUCAUUAAAUGCUUGUUGAAAGCAUAUGUGAUAUUGACCACAAAGUGAUUUAGUAAAUAAAUGUGUUUUGAACAUUAUUGUUUUGUUGUUUUUAUUAUUAAAAAAUACAUAAUUGCAAAAAGUUAACACUAUAUGAAUAUCUGACUUAUAAAGAACAAGUAUUUAAGUGCUUUAAUGGUGGACUCUUACUCUACUUAUUAUUUUGUAACUGGAUUUUUGCAUUUUAAAUGUACUGGAUAUCUUCGUGUCAAUUUAUACAGACAUAUAUGCAUAGUAUUUCUUUGUUUAUUCCAGUUUGCCUGUCUGAGCUUCCAUUGCUGACCGUAUCUAGUGGUUCCAUUAAAUGCUGAAUUUUAAAAAGUAUUCAGUUUGUUUUUCAUAAAUAAAGUUAACAUGCUAUGAACACAGAAAAAAAACCUAGUACUCAACAUUAGGUGGGCCUUGAGGUCUAUCAUUUUAUUCCAGAGAAUCAUACAAUUGGAGCAUUUGAAGCCUUCCCAGAAAUGAACCUACAGAACCUGUUCUUUCUAUUCAGGAUCCUGGGCAGGGAGGCACAGUUCAGGGGCUUAGCGGCCUAUUGGCCUCACUCCCUUCUGGAGUCUGCAGGUGGCACUGAAGUCUCUAUCUUGGCAGGCCCUUUUGCUCAAUAUUGUCAGGUGGUUUACAUGGUCCCAAAGCCUCAUAUGUCAGAGUUUAGGUAGGAAAUAACACAUUUCUGUAUGUACCGUAAUGGAUACCCAACAAGACACGCCACUUCUAACACACUGAAACUGUAAACACUGAUGUUUCAAGUCAUGGAUGGUGAUUUCCCCCUACCAGGGUAGCACUUUAGAUUUUACCUUCUCUUUUCGCAGCAAAACACAGCGCUGACAGAAAAUUCUAGCUCACCACACAGAUAAAAGCAGCGGAGAUAGGCCAUCUUUCUUUUUGUCCCUUCUGAAGAGGAAUGAUCUUGUUAGAGUUGAACAGAAAAGUGAGACAACCAGUGUGACAAAACAAUUGGUCAGUUCUUUAAUGAGAACCUGAUUUGCUCUGUAAACUUUCACUUGAAGCACAAUAAAAAAAGUAAAAAUAGAGUAUUAAAAAAAAAAAAAAACUGACUGAGGGAUGGGCCUCAAAGGGGAAGAGUCUCUUAUCCAA
Loxodonta africana (African savanna elephant) is the source of this 3320-nucleotide messenger RNA. It is a transcript of the gene LARP7, whose product is annotated as La ribonucleoprotein 7, transcriptional regulator. Bases 243 to 1994 code for a protein of 583 amino acids. The record is from RefSeq and is a predicted model, not a curated record. Gene Ontology annotation, biological process: RNA processing. Gene Ontology annotation, molecular function: RNA binding. The transcript is spliced from 14 exons. NCBI's taxonomy places the organism in Eukaryota, Metazoa, Chordata, Mammalia, Proboscidea, Elephantidae. Gene Ontology annotation, cellular component: ribonucleoprotein complex; nucleus.